AUGUACUGGCGGUGUCCGAAUGAGGAUGGGGACGAGAUUGAAAUGGCCGUUGGAACUGUGGAUGAAGAAUGGUUGCGCAAAUAUGGACGGGAGCUUUGUGAGCCAGAGCGAGGUCAGUUUUAUGCUGAAAAUGAGGUAUAUGGAGUUGGAUUCGGUGGGGAGUUUAAGCAAGGGCUCGGAGGCCCGAGAUCUAAGGAGGGAAGCCGAAGCGAGAGACUUGAUUAG
Messenger RNA from Penicillium canescens, 225 nucleotides. RefSeq names its product glutathione-dependent formaldehyde-activating GFA. Lineage: Eukaryota; Fungi; Ascomycota; Eurotiomycetes; Eurotiales; Aspergillaceae. The transcript has a single exon. The record is from RefSeq and is a predicted model, not a curated record. The coding region runs from base 1 to 225 and encodes 74 amino acids.